CGCGCAUAGCGGAAUAACCCGAAAUUGUCACGAAUGAAGCAUUCGGCACCACUCGCCCGUCUCCGUAGACUGUGAGAACAGUAAUAACGCGAAUGCGAACGAAGAUGCUGAUUAUUCGUCAUCACUCGUGUCUUUCCGUCAGCCCCCGAUAACUGGACAUCUGUGUGCUGUGUGGUUUGCACGACAGUGCUUUCCUCCGACCUGACGUACACUUGUGAAGUAUAGUGAAGACAGCUUCACCCUGUGCAGUGCAAAUUACGAUUGCGAUAAGAAGAUAGAGGCAGUGCAAGGGAACACAAUGGAGGACGUUGAGAGUAAGUUUGGACGGAUAAAUGAAUAUAUUGAGGACGGUGAAGAAGAUCUCCUGUUUGAAUAUAUAAGAGAUACGGGCAUCAAAGCAUGUGACUAUAAUGAAGAUCUACAUGAGACCUAUCCGUUAGAUUACGCUGCCUCAAUGGGAAACGUGAGCGUAUUUAAGUAUCUUGUGAACACAGGUUACUCAAUCGAAGGAGAGGUAAUCCAUCCAAUUUACGAAGCAUGCUCGAAGGGGCACCUGGAACUGUUGAAAACCCUUGUUGAAACCUACAACAUUGAUCCGUCAAAGCCAGAUCCAUAUGGCUCAACCCCAUUGUCAAUUGCAGAAUCCGAAGGCCAUUUGGAUUUGGUGAAAUAUUUGGUUAGUAAAGGAGUUUCAAUACACGCGACAUUCUCGGAUGGUGAGUUUGAGGACGCCACACCACUCCACCACGCAGCAGUGGCAAAUGCGACAGAUAUUUGUCAGUAUUAUAUAUCUCUCGGCGCCGAUUUGGAAGCUAAAGAUAAGCAGGGGGCCACACCAUUGUACAUGGCAGCCGCCUCGAACACCGAGGAAACGUGUCCGGUACUAAUUGAUGCUGGAGCAUGUGUGGAGGCCAAAAACUGUGAUGGGCAGACACCUUUCUUUGCAGGAGUCAAAGCGUUAGCUACACGACCAUGGGAAGACGUUUUGAGCGUCCUUCGACUGCUUUACUCCAAAGGUGCAGACCCCGAGGCUAAAAACAAUGAAGGGAAAACACCUCUGUACCAUGCCAUGUCGUCCUACAGUCUCGCUUAUUACCUAAUGAUAGAGCUGAAUAUAUCGCCAGGAGGAGAUAAUCCCGACGUUAGGACUCUUUUUAAUCUGGCCACAAAAGCAAAGAAUCUCGAUGUUUUGAAUCUUCUUGUUAGUCUUGGGUACAAUCCAGGAUUGAUUGAGUGCCUUGAUGACCACGAACAUCCCCUGCAUCAAACAAGCAAAGGGAAAGAAGUAAUGCUGAGAUUGAGGGAGAUUGCAAGCAAUCCAAGGACUCUUCAAGAACUCAGCUGUUUUGUUGUCAGAGCACAACUCGGGAAGGACGUGGCAACAGAUGUUAAAUCUCUUCCUGUAGCAGAGAGUGUUAAAGGAUUUGUGAGGCUUUCCCAUAUACCUUCUACAGUUGACUAUGAUUUUGAUGCCCAAAUGGAUGAUGACGACAUUUCAGGCGCCGAGGAAGAAGGAGAGGAAGUGGAAGUGGAUGACGAGGAUGACGAACUGGAAAACGGUUCUCAAGAAGACGAAGAGGAUGGCGAGGAAGAUGAUGAUACCCAUGAUCAAGAUGAUUCUAAUUAGCGGAAGGAAGGAGAGGACGAGGAUGAAAUACUUGGGCACAAUGACGAAAACGAUGACGAGGAACUAUCCAACAAUGCGUAUUAUGAAAAACGUAACAGUAGCAAGGUAUAACAUUACCAAUGGCCACACGUCUUGGUGCGUAAUGGAAUGAACCUGUAAGAGCUCUAACUACCUUUCUGACAUUUUCUAAGAAUGCCUGUCUGGCUUUAAGAUGUCAGUAACACCAGCUCCAACACCUGUAUUUCGGAUGAAGACCAUUUGAUCAAAAUCAUCCUAAGUAUAAGAACACGAGUGCAUUACUCCAUGAACGUGAAUUGAAAACCUAAGCUUAAGACGUAAAUGAUGAUGUUCGAAACAGUUGAAGGCUUUUAGUCUCAACACCUACGUGUCUGUCAUAAGCGUUUGAAUCAUUCGUGAUUUGAGUCGUAAGUCAUUUAGGCAGUGCAUUCAUUCAUCAUAAUGGUUCCUAAUAUCCGAAUGACAAUAGUUUCAUUCUGGAAACAAGGAUUGAGCAAAGGAUGUGUGACUUUCUGUGAGACUUUCGUAGUGAAAGAGAUGUUAUUAUCUACCUUAAGUCAGCAUUAAUGGGUCAGAGAAUACUGGUGCUUUCAACAAACGGCGACGGGACAUAUGCAGUCUAUGUUUGUUUUUCCUUGUGUCUUAAGUAUUUGUCGGUGGUACAAGUAUGUCAUUUAUUCACCAUGAAUACAGAUGGUUGGGAGGAAUAAAUAUUUGAAAGAAACAGGAUACAAACAAUGUUCAGUGGUAUGUAUAGCUAACUCUUUUACUGAUGAGCGAUAUGGCUGAAAUAUUGCCGAUGUGACGUUAAAUAAUAACUCACUCACUCACUCACUGAUGAACUAAAAUAGUUAUUCUUCCGUUUUGUCAAAACUGACAAAUGAUAUAAGUUCUAGGAAUUAAAACUUACGCCUUAAUUCGUCAUAUAUGUAUGUAUGUAUGUAUGUAUGUAUGUGUGUGUGUGUGUGUGUGUGUGUGUGUGUGUGUGUGUGUGUGUGCGUUAUCUGUGUAACAAGGCGUUAUAAAAGAUUAUCCUUAGUCUUAGCAAUAGUUAUACAAUACUCAUCCUAUUUAGAUUAGAAAUGUACAUCGGAAACUUCACCAUUCUCUUUUCUACGCCUUGUGAUCAACCUUGACAAUGAAUGUAGUAAGUCCUUAAAGAGGAUGACCUAUAGACGUUGGAUAUAUAUUUAUCAUCAUAAUGAAGUUCCUGAUGCAAAUUCAAAUGAAUCGUAACAAGCAUACUGUUAAAACGGACCCUUUGAAUUGUCGAAUUACUCUAGAAAUCUAGUAAUCUAGUAAUUACUGUAGUAAUCCAUAGGAUGGUUUUGGCAGUAAUGACUUUCUCCUUUGUAUAUUGAUAUUCACGUGUCUUGAAAUAAAAUCCAAAGUAUCUCGUU
Messenger RNA from Haliotis rubra (blacklip abalone), 3045 nucleotides. RefSeq names its product ankyrin-3-like. Lineage: Eukaryota; Metazoa; Mollusca; Gastropoda; Lepetellida; Haliotidae. The record is from RefSeq and is a predicted model, not a curated record. Gene Ontology annotation, molecular function: protein binding. The transcript is spliced from 2 exons. Bases 299 to 1627 code for a protein of 442 amino acids.